Messenger RNA from Paramecium sonneborni, 1825 nucleotides. NCBI's taxonomy places the organism in Eukaryota, Ciliophora, Oligohymenophorea, Peniculida, Parameciidae. The record is from the annotation of a GenBank genome assembly.
UACCAAUUGAUUUUAAAUUAUGCAAGUUUAAGAGUCAGAAGUUUAUAAACGAAUCAAAUUACUUGGAUCUGGAGCCUAUGGCAAAGCAUAUCUUUCUGAAAGCAUUAGAGAUGGACAAUUAUGUGUGAUUAAACAAAUUGAUGUGUCUUUCAUGAAGUAAGAUGAAAUUGCAGUAAGAGUAUACUCUUGAUUCUUAUAGCAAGCAUAUAGAGAGGCUAAAAUAAUGUCGAGUUUGAAACAUCCAAAUAUAAUAAAUUUUAGGGAGGUAUAUAAGACGAAGAAAGGGAAAUUGUGUAUAGUUAUGGAUUAUGCUGAUGGUGGUGAUUUGUCUCAAAAGAUAAAAUAAAGUCAAGGUUCUUUGUCAGAAUGUCAAGUACUUGAUUGGUUCACUUAAUUGAGUUUGGCUGUGAAAUAUUGUCAUGAUCGAAAGAUCCUUCAUAGAGAUAUAAAGACAUCAAAUGUGUUUUUAACAAAAGAAGGAAUGGUUAAGUUGGGAGAUUUUGGUAUAGCAAAGAUUUUAUCAACAACCACUCCUUGUGCAAAAUCAGUAGUUGGUACUCCAUAUUAUAUGGCUCCAGAGAUGUUUGAGAAUCAGCCAUAUGGAUUUAAAUAAGAUAUCUGGUGUUUAGGAGUAGUACUUUAUGAAAUGUGUAAUAAGCGACCACCAUUUGAAGGUGAAAAUAUAGCAUAGUUAGCAUUAAAAGUUGUAAGAUGUGAAAUAACUCCAACUUUGGAAUGUUAUUCAAUAAAAUUAAGAAAGUAUUAAAUUUCAUUCAAAUCUAGCACAGUCUAAUAGGAAAGCUUCUCUCAUGUAAAGAACAUCGAAGACCAGCAAUAAAUGAAAUCUUAAGAGAAUAAUUGAUUAGAGAUAGAAUAAAGUCAUUUCUAAGUGAGACUUUAUAAAAAGAAUAACAUAGAAUUGAUUAAUCAACGAAAGCAAAAAAAUCUAUAUAACAAUUACCUUAAUUAAGAAAAAGAGUAGUCACUCCAAAAUAAAGAGCUAGUCCAAGUGUUCAUAAAUUACCUGAAAUUAAAAGAACAAUUGAUACUCCUGAUUUUAGUAGAAGAGUAUAAUUAAAAUAGAAUCAAUCUAUUUUUCAUGCACAAUCUCCAAGAAGAAAGAAUUUAUUAUCAGAAGGUCCUGAAACUCCUAAUAAAAUGAUGAAAUAAUCACCAUCACUUAAUUUAAGAAUUUAAAGUGGUAAAAUAUUAACAGACAAACAUCUUUAAUUAAAAAAAUAAAUUAAAUCAUUUGAUCGCUAAUAAAGUAGUAGACAAAUAAUUAAUCAUUAAAGUAAUAUAUUUUUUAGUCCAAAAAGAAAAUAAUAAUAAGAAGAAGAAGAAAAAGUAUUAGAUCCAAUUGAAGAAGCUGAUAGUACUCCUUUGACUUUAACUAAAUCUAAUAUUGAAUUUUAAGAUUUUAAUAAUUCUAUUGAAGAAAGACGUAAAAAGAAUAAAAUCAUUUACAAAGAUCCUUUUAAAAAAGAUGAUGAGAUGAGUUAAAUGAUAUCAUAAUUAUAAGAAAUUGUUGAAGAUGAUAUAGAUAUUCCACCAAUUAAUGAUUAGAUUAAAGUAUAAAUAUAAUAAUAUAUAUUAGAAUCUAAAAGCUAGAUUGAUUUAAAAAUUAGGUAGACAUUUUGAUGAAGUUUUUAAAUAAUGUGUACAAGCAUUCAAAAAGCAUGGUGAUCUUGGAUAAAGUGAAAUGAUCAAUAUUUUAUAACUAAGAUUCUCAGGUGUCUCUAUUAAAAAGGUUUCUGGUAUGGCCACUCUAAUUCUCACACUCAUUAUUUAAACACAAGGUGAAACCAUAAAUACUGAAUUUUGA